CUCUCUGCUGUGCUGUGCACACACAGCUUUCACUUCACACACGGGGUGGAGGGAGGGAGGGAUGUCAUGAAGUCAAGUGAAGUGGAGUGCACUGACUCAUCUACCGAAAGCUCUUCAGUCUACAAAGGCCCUCACUGAUGUCCACGCACUGCCAACCCUCUCACAAGCCAGUCACCGCCAGCUCAUCCCGGUCAAACACAAGGCUCAUCUUCACAUGCACCCGCCUCGCCGUCCGCGGAUUCUCAACAAACACACGCACAACAUGUCCCAGCAGAUCAAACAGCGCCGUGCACAGGGUGUACCCAGAGUCUGGCCCUUUCGCCGUCCGGUAGAUCGGGUAGCUCCCUUCUGUGUCGCCCAGAACGUCCAGCAGGUCGCCCGCACUCGUAGGGCUGGGCAGCUCGUGAGCCCUCCUCUCCCUUGCUUUGCUCGACCUGAUGGCUGACGGGAUCUGCGGCACAUCCACCAGGUAAUCGUACUUGUUUGCCCUGAAGAAGGCACCGUCAACCACAUGGUGGCUGUGGAAGAGGUUGGGCCCCUUGCCGUCGAGGGAAGGCGCCACCUCCACCGAGAUGAUGGUCGGCCGGUCUUGCCCGAUAGAGAAGACGUUGUACCCAUGCCCGGUGGCCAUUCGUCGGCCGCUGAUAAUGGCCAUGGCCUCGUCGAGCGAUCCAGCCUCCAGCAGUUCGCGAGAGAUGAAAUUCCUGCCGAUGGCGCCUGUCUGGGUGUAGUCGGGGUACAGCCCAUUGAGUGUGAAGCCAACACCGUGGUCGUUCCAGCCAAAGCCAACGGUCGGCAGCUCUCCUGGGUAGACGAAAGCCGAGAAUCUGCUGGCCCGGGUGACACCGUCGCCGUACAUGGAGGCUGUGAGAAGGAAUGCGCGGUUCCUGGCGGCGAGGUCACCGUCCUCAUUGUGGGCGACCCAUGCGUGUUUGCCCUGCUCCUUGAGCAAGUAGUCAGAGCAGUCCUCAAUGACAGCUGGCGGCUGAAUGCCGUGAGCAUCGUGAUUGCCAGAGGCGGCCAUCAAGACGGAUAGCUCGUUACGCAGGUUGAGAAUGAACAGAUCCUGACAUCAACAGACACACACACACACACAUGGAACACCCUGCACUGUGUGCUGUGUUGCCCCUGUACCAUGAAGGCGACUCUCGCUCCCUCGGCUGUGGCUCGGAUCUCCUCGAUGUACUGAGGAUAGGCUGUCUUGUGCGUCUGCAGGAACUCAUCCACAAUGCGCGCGCCCUCCGAGGUGGCUGCGAACAGCCGCAGCUGAUGGAAAGACGAAAGCUCCUUUAACCGAGCCCUGAUCUGCUCGUCAAAUGUCGUCCCGAUGGCCAUGCCGACUUCUGUGUGGUUCCCGUGGGCAAAGAGGGAGGGCAGGAUGCCGAGCGAAGCGGCUCCGGUCGUCAUCGUCCAGAUUGCAGCGAAAAGAGAGAUUGCAAGGGGUCGCAGACGCUCACAACAACAAGGCGGCGACGCCAUCAACGCCUGAGAAAGCUGUGGCGGGGAG
This is a messenger RNA of Vitrella brassicaformis, 1507 nucleotides long. Lineage: Eukaryota; Vitrellaceae. The record is from the annotation of a GenBank genome assembly.